Molecule: messenger RNA, 1203 nt
Organism: Pterocles gutturalis (yellow-throated sandgrouse)
Lineage: Eukaryota; Metazoa; Chordata; Aves; Pterocliformes; Pteroclidae
Product: sorting nexin-31-like
Exons: 13
Biological process (GO): intracellular protein transport
Cellular component (GO): early endosome
Molecular function (GO): phosphatidylinositol binding
Source: RefSeq, a predicted model, not a curated record
CUGAGGCAGCUUUUUGGGAGUGCUGUGCCUGCUUUCCCCCCAAAGUUUUACCUGGGAAUGACCAAGUCAAUGGCAGAAGAGAGAUGGUCUCAGCUGGAGCAGUACCUUCAGAAUGUUACUUUGGACUCAAAUAUUACCAAUAGUGAUGUCUUCACAGGCUUUUUCCGAAAGCUACAGCAGGAUACAUUUAAGAUACAAACACAGGGAGCCUUUUUGGAUGUUUACCUUGCUGAUGGCAGCAAUAUUAGACUCGAUAUCCAGACAUCGGACACUGCAGAAAGAAUACUAGAGGUUACAUUGUGCAAGAUGGGACUGUCAAGAGACUUAAUAAAAUAUUUUAGCUUAUUUUUCUUUCAAGAUCAUGAGGAUGGAGCGCUCUCUGUGGUGAAAAAAGUGGCAGAAUUUGAACUUCCUUAUGUGAGUCUUCAGAGCAUGAAAGAGUUCCACUGUAAGCUUGGGAUCAGAAAGUGGUAUAUGGAUCCUUCUCUUGACACGCUGCUGAUGGACUGUAGCGCUUCACUGAAUUUGCUAUAUAUGCAGGCAAUCCAGGAAGUUAAGAGGAAUUGGGUUAAACCAACAGAAGGGCAGAUGCAGGAACUUGAAUUUCUACAAAAAAAUGCAAACAAAGCAAAGUUCCUGGAGCUGAUUCGAGAAAUGCAAUUCUAUGGAUACAUACAGCUUGAUCCUUGCAUUUGUGACUAUCCAGAAGAAGGCUGCUCAGCUGACAUCUGUGUUGGCAAUAAUGAGAUCAACUGCUGCAUAAAACUACCUACUAACCAAACCAAAGAGGUCAGCUUUAAAAUCAACAGGUUAAGAAGCUGGCAGGUUACUUCACUUGGGGCUACAAAGGAUGGUGAAGAAGAUACUCUGGAGCUCAGAUUUGAGUACAAUGAUUCAGGCACGUGGCAGUGGAUAACUUUGUACACAAAACAGGCCUUUUUGCUCAGUAGCUGCUUGAAGAAAACGAUAUCAGAACAGAUGAUGAAGGCAGCCAAAGAAGGCCAAGAAAUGGAGAUCAAGAAGCCUGGAUCCAUGGAAAAUAGGAAGAAAUCCAACAUGCAACAAAAGCAGAUCGCCUGCUUAUACCUGCCAGAUGAUGUGGUGUUGGUAGUUCAUUCGGGUUUUAUAACAAGGAGAAGAUUUUUGGUUAGGCCAAAUGAAGAUGACUCUGUAUUUGAGAAGAUAAGAGAAGAGGACCUGUGA